Molecule: messenger RNA, 3095 nt
Organism: Notolabrus celidotus (New Zealand spotty)
Lineage: Eukaryota; Metazoa; Chordata; Actinopteri; Labriformes; Labridae
Product: carbonic anhydrase-related protein 10-like
Exons: 3
Coding region: 18-353 (111 amino acids)
Molecular function (GO): carbonate dehydratase activity; zinc ion binding
Source: RefSeq, a predicted model, not a curated record
AUGACGCGUUUUUAUUAAUGGGCCUGAACAUAGCCGACCUUUAUCCAGACACCACUCGCUACAUCACCUACGAGGGCUCCAUUACCAUCCCUCCCUGCUACGAGACGUCGACCUGGAUUCUCAUCAACAAGCCUAUCUACGUGACACAGAUGCAGAUGCACUCCCUGCGUCUCCUCAGCCAGAAUGAGCCCUACAAGAUCUUUCUGAGCAUGAGUGACAACACCCGGCCCACCCAGCCGCUCCUGCAGCGCUGCAUCCGAACCAACAUCAACUUCAGCAAGCAGGGCCGAGACUGCCCCAACAACCGCGCCCUCCGCCCACAGUACAGAGUGAAUCAGUGGCUCCUGAAGUAGAAGAUAAAAAGAUAACAGUGCUGCAGGAGGAGAGGCCGUAUUCAUUCAUGUCUGUUUCCCAGUGCCAAACCAAGCUCAGCUGAACACUUGAACUGAACGGACAGAUUCACUAAAGUGCUCUCAGCCAAACUCUACUGACCAGACUCCAAACGGUCUGCUGUGCUUUCCUCCUACACAUCUAUGAUUUGAACUUGUGGGCCAGCAUGGACAAGACUUUGGGUCUAGAGUGUGAAUUAGACUAUAAGGACUCUGAUGUCUGCACUGUCCUGUGUUUUUAUCUGUUGUGUUAACUCAAAAAAAGUCGGGACAUGGACAGACUCGUUUUCUAAGGCUGGUUUUCAGAGGUACUAGUGUUGCAUUAAGACUUCAGAGGAACACGAUCGACCACCGGCUGAAAGAGUUAUAUCAUUUCCAUGGAUAGCCUAAACCCCUGGCAACACUCAGCUCUGGCAAGAUAAGGGACAUAAAAACCUGCAGGUUCUCAUAUCAAAUAAUAACUAAAGAAGGUAAUUUUCAAACAGAAUAUGAAAUGUGCGGAUUUCAGGUUUCAUGGCUGCAGGAGGAGAGACUGAGACAGAGACUGAAACUCUGCAGACCUAAGCAGAUGGAGUCACUGGAGGUUGUAAGGGGAUAGGUCAAUCAUUUUGCAUGAUUUUACAAUAGUUCACUUAUCUUCAAGGAGUUUUAUUAAAACAUUGUGACAGAUGGAGCAGAUCCCUGCUGUAACAUGGCAGUAUAAAGGGCAGACCUCCCAUCUCCAACAAAGCCUGACAGAGACGUUCAAUCAUAACUGUUUGCCCUAGAUUUUACCGAGCAGAUAACCUCAGUGACCUUUAACUUAACCCUUCCCUAUUCUAAUCAUACUCAGUAACAAUAACAUGCACAGCAGCACUGUAGACUUCAGAGAAGUCCAGUUUAGAAAGUAGUGUACACGUCAACAAGUCCUCCAACCCUUUGGACUACAAAGGACGGAUGUUCCAAAACUCUACUACAACAGCAUUUCUAAAUUACUGCCCCUCACUAAAGCAGGCAACUUGUCUUCAGAGCAACAUGUUUAUGAAUUGAAUAUGUUGUGAGAGUUUUGAAAUAGUCACAGUGGUUUCAUUCAUGGGUUCGGUAAGUGAUGUCACAAAUGGGAAAUGAGGAAUUGCACAAAACGGAAGUGACGAUACGUAGGCCUAACUGAUGCAAGUGACAAUUACAUGACAAGGAUGAUAUCACGUACGUGAAAUAUGUAUGGUAAGGUGAGUAACAUCAGGAGGUUGGGUACAUGACAAGAUCUCAAUGCAUAAAUUGUGAUUCGUGAACCACAAAAAGUGAGUGACAAUGGGUAAGUGUGAUGCGUAAGGUGAGGAAAUUAAUUAUGACUAGAAAUAUAUCAGUGGCGAUGAUGAAAGUGGCGAUACCGUAAAAAGCGAUAGGUUAAGUGGUGCUAACGUAAGUGCCGCUAAUAUAGGUAGCGAUAAUGUCACUGUUGACAAUGUCAUUGCCGAUAACGUCAGUGUUGACAACUUAAGUGACGUUAAUGUAAGCAGCGAUUACAUAAAUAGUAAUACGCAAGUCAUGAUAACUUAAGUGGCAGAAACGUUGGAGGCAAUAACGUAAAUGGCGAUAACAUAAGUGGCAAUAAUGUCACUGUUGACAAUGUCACUGGCGAUAACGUAAGUGUUGACAAAGUUAGAGGCGAUAAUGUAAGUGGGGAUAACAUAAGUGGCGAUAACGUCACGGUUGACAAAGUCAUAGCGAUAAUGUCAUUGGAAAUAACAUUAUUGGUGAUUAAGAGGCGAUAACUUGCGAUAACUUAAGUGGCGAUAACUUAAGUGGAAAAUACAGAGGUGGAAAUAAAAUUAUUGUCGAUAUUGUUACUGUCGAUAAUGUCAGUGGCAAUGUGCAAGUGUUGAGAAGCAACUGAUGGGACUGAUAUCUGAGAUCUUAGAUACAUCUCCAGAUGAUCAAAAUGAGGUAUCCAUGACACAACAUAAAGGAAUAUUAGUACGUAACUUAAAUGACACUAACUAUACUUCAGUGACAUACCUACAUGAUUUCAAGUAUUUUCGUGAAGUUACUUAUGUAACGUAUAAUUACUCCACAAUGCCAUUUUGUAUUAAUACAAGACAAGUCGCCCAAUGAAAAUCUUGUGUUCUACCCAAAACCGACUUAAUCGCUCUUAACACCUCGUCACUUGACUUCUGCCUUUUUUUAACCGCAUUACCAUUAAGUCCACUAGAGGUCACUGCCUAACGAAAUCAUGGGUUCUAACGAGCUAUUGCACAAAAGACCUUUAAUGGUCAUGCUUUGGUACGGACAAUCUUCCUGAUUGAGCAACAAUUAAGAGACCCUCUUUGUCAACGAGUUAGGAGGGCGGUGCACAAAAUAUAAGAGCACAACAGAAAUGCGUAACAAAAAAAGAUUAAACAGAAUGUCUGUCUGUUGCAGUCCAAGCUGCAAUGCUAGCAUGUUAAGCUUUCUGGCUUCAUAACGUUAACACUUAUCAAGUGUUCAUGUAGUUCCAAAAGUAAGAAGGCAUGUCUUUUGCUGACAGGCGUAGCUGCAGGGAGGCUUGGUCAACAGUCACUUGAAGGUGAAAAAGUGUGUUGGAUUUAGCAACUGUAAAGUGAGAGGAAACUGAAGUUUAUGUCAGUGAAGUACUACAGUAUAAAUCAAAGGUCUUAUUUAAAAAAAAAAAAAAAGAAGAUGUAAGCCAUUUUAAAUUAUGUUUUUGAUUAAAACUACUGUUGUUUC